AUGUCGCAUCCCACCAAUACCACCAAUGGUGCCCAUCACCAGCUCAUCUACUCUCCACCACUCUCAUCCCCCGCUCCGAUUGAUACAUCCGACAUCUCUCAAACAGAUCUUUUCAUGGACUCCCAGCUCCGCGCCGGUGGUCCCUAUCUCUGUGCUAUUCCAACGAUAUCCACUACGAUUCAUCCAACACAUCCCUCUUACGGCAUACAUCUUAAUAAGGACCUCCUCAUUGAGGGAGCAAAAGAAUAUCUCAACGACGCUGGCAUCAUGCACACACAGUUUAUAAUAUGUCAACAGUGGUCAGAGUACUGGCCUGAAGCUAUCCCAGUGCCAACCAUGAUCAUCUAUGCGAGAAGACAGAGCCAAGAUGAGCAGUGGCGUGAGACAGCCAGAGAGAUCUACGCAUAUUUCCAACGAAACGGUUUCGGAGAUGUCUGUGUUGACAUAAGAGACGAAGAGCUUCGAAAACCUCUUCGGUCCUGGCAUGACCAGUCAGAUCAGGUCUGUCAAAUCGAGGACACCUUGGAUGAGGAGCUCAGCAAAAUCAUCCCCCGUGAUGAUUAUAUCACCACGAUGUUUUCCAAAAGCGGGCGAGCGGAGGAGAAGGAGGAUAACCCUCCAACUAUCACGAUACUGUUCUUCCUCCAUAUGGAUCUAUUCAGACAGUAUAAAAAGGAAAUAGACGAUGUUCGAGAUUUACUGGCACGGUUCGAUAUCACAGAUACUGCGAUCAUUUUCCGCAAGGAUGAGAUUUGGAGGGGACCGGCACGUGGACCGACUUUUUCUUUUGGAUCAUGGGUUUAG
Messenger RNA from Aspergillus wentii DTO 134E9, 804 nucleotides. RefSeq lists its product as uncharacterized. The transcript has a single exon. The coding region runs from base 1 to 804 and encodes 267 amino acids. NCBI's taxonomy places the organism in Eukaryota, Fungi, Ascomycota, Eurotiomycetes, Eurotiales, Aspergillaceae. The record is from RefSeq and is a predicted model, not a curated record.